This is a messenger RNA of Boeremia exigua, 616 nucleotides long. RefSeq lists its product as uncharacterized. The record is from RefSeq and is a predicted model, not a curated record. Lineage: Eukaryota; Fungi; Ascomycota; Dothideomycetes; Pleosporales; Didymellaceae. The transcript has 3 exons. Gene Ontology annotation, cellular component: mitochondrial outer membrane. Bases 123 to 455 code for a protein of 110 amino acids. Gene Ontology annotation, biological process: mitochondrial outer membrane translocase complex assembly; protein insertion into mitochondrial outer membrane.
ACCCGUAGCAGCAUCGACCCCAUACUUCCAGCUGCAGCUUCAUUGAUGUCGUUACGGUAGCCCGCAGUCGUCGCCAAACACACAACCCCUCCCCCGAAUCGAGACCCCCCCACACCGCCGCCAUGUCCCUGAGCAACAGCCACAGCUUCAUCGAGCCGCAUGUGAGCUCCUCCGAGGCCAACAUCGAUUCGCUCCCCUCCUCCUCCACCCACUCCUCGGCCGACGACGACGAAUAUGUAUCAGACGCAGAAAGGGAAUGGAGGGAGUCGCUGCAGCAAAUGGAGCUCCUGCUGACAAUGGUCAUGGUGCCGUACAUUGGGAAAUACUUUGGGCGCAAGUUCGCAUACUAUGGCUGGGCAAAGUUUAUGGAGUGGAAGUACCCUGUUGAGAUUGUGAUCACGAACAAGACAGCUUUCAAGGCGGCGGGUGCUAUUGAGGCGGCAGCAACGUUAUAGCAUACCUUGCAGUGGGUUUACAGCAACGGCGUUUGAGGCGAAACAAUCACCAACAUUUGGGUCAAUGUUCAAGGACACAAUUGCUUCAGUACAUAAUUGAAAAUGAAAUAAGUCUUGUCACCAAUGCAGCUUCGUGACAGACCCAAACCUCAGAUACGGAG